UAAUGUUGAACUUGAGUGAUUUUUUAAAGUUUUUUACUGUUCUUUUACCCAGAAAACAAGAAUGUGUGUUUAUAAUAGUCGAGAUGACUGAAACGGCAAUAAACACACCAAGAUUUGGCAUACAUGUCAACUGGGACCUAAUUUGAUAGUUACUGUAUUGUAUGUUGUAGACCAUAUUCUGAAUGGGAUGUGUUGCAGGGAUUGUAUUCAAAAUCUGAGAGCUGUAACAAAAGGAAAUUAGUGAUUUCUUUAAUAGCUUAACAAUAGAUUAGUUUUCAGUAAAUAGACGUAGAUUGUGUAAGUACCCUAGGACCCUGUGCAGGUGACGCCUGUGUCUGUCACUAAAGGUGUGCAGAGGCUGCGCCUGACAGCCUGACACAGUUCGCAGCAACAUUUCAGGAGUCCUCCUGGCUGUCCAGGAUGUAUGUGGUCUGCCUGCCCCUGGGGCACCGAAUUCCAGCAUGUGUGACAGUAGGUGUGGAGAAGAGGACGCAACCCAGGACUGUGCUGUCAGCACCGCGGAUUCACUGAUCAGCCUGCCAUUUGCCACUAUAGAUAUUGAAGAUGUUUGUGAAGUCACUGAUGUGCCUCAGAUAAAUUCAAAGAGGAGAGAAGAAAAGGACUCAAUCAAGAACAAGCAAGUAAAGAAGAAGAAAACAAAGCACAAAAAUUAUCAACCCAACUAUUUCCUGUCCAUUCCCAUUACCAGCAAAAAGAUCACAGGAGGGAUUAAGACUCUGCAGAGUGCAAUAAUACAGCAAGAUGAGCGGCUGGCGAAAGCGAUGGUUGGGGACGGCUCCUUCCAUCUGACCUUGCUAGUGAUGCAGUUACUAAGUGAAGAUGAAGUGAACAUUGGCGUGGAUGCGCUUUCACAAUUGAAGCCUUCAGUAGAAGAUGUCCUCCAGGGACGGCGUCUGACGCUGCCCUUCCAAGGAACCGACACUUUCGGAAAUCAGGUCGGCUUCGUGAAGCUGGCGGACGGAGACCACAUCCCCCCACUCUUAGAGAUCGCAGAGAUUGCAAAGAGGACGUUUCAAGAAAAAGGCGUCCUGGCAGGAGAAACCAGAAGUUACAAGCCUCACUUGACCUUCAUGAAGCUAUCCAAGGCCCCCUGGCUCCGGAAGCAUGGUGUGAAAAAGAUAGACCCCAAGUGGUAUGAAAAAUUUAGCAACCACAGAUUUGGAGAAGAAACGCUGUACCGCAUAGACCUUUGUUCCAUGGAGAAGAAAAAGCAAAGUAAUGGUUAUUAUCAUUGUGAGUCUUCCAUCGUGGUUGGCAAGAAACCUAUUGGACCCCAAGACUUAAUUAAUGAAGUUUUGCAGCGAGAACGGAUCAGUCUGAAGUCCAAAGUGAAACAGAUAAAGGAACUUUUAUUAAUGCCUGAGAUUCAGGCCAAAAUUAGGAAGGAGCUCUUUGAAGGAAGACUGGUUAAUAACAGGAGUCAAGCAGAUGACGUUGAUUUCAGCACAACUUCGACAUAAACCUUUCCUUGCUAUUGUGGUAGCAUAGCUUAUAAAAUCUCUUCAGCUUGUUAAAUAGCUUGUUGGUAAACACCGAAGUGUUCUGAUACUUUGUAUGUAACAGCGAACCAAUAUUGGGUGAGGAAUUAGUAAUUUCUUGCCAAAGAAAACUGAUUUUGCCCCAUUAUUUUCUAAGCUGAUCUUCUGUUUCAGGGUGUUUGUUUCUGAAAUAAUGAAGUCAUUUUAGAGAAAUGACUUUUUAAUGAGCUGUUGUGAGAUGUUCACCAGGUCCUUGCAGAUAAAAGCAGUGUGAAAAAUCAUCUGCAGCCAAAAUAAAACCAACAACAGUAUUUUAAAUGUCACUUGCCUCCUGUUGACAAGUGUUUCUAAAUCAAAAGAAACAUCGUCCAGGUGUGUCUACAUGUAGUGUGACUUUUAAUGAGAAUUUGAAUGUUUUUGGACAUUAGUACUUGAAUGAACAUUUAUAAAUGUAAUAAUUGCAAUCACUGGUUAAGAAUGUUUUAUAAUACCCAUGUGUAUUAUUUUUCACUGAUCAAAAUGUAGUUUGCCUUGUCAUUUCUUAUUGAAUAAAUGUUUAGGAGUUUUAUUUUCUACUUUUCUGAAGAUAAGCCUAGAUCUUACUGUAUCCUUGUAAUUUGAAUUCGUUUGCACUGAUUCUUUUUUUUUUUUUUUUUUUCCGUGGAACUGGGGAUUAGAACUCAGGCCCUUGCACUUGCCAGGCAAGCGCUUAUUCAACUGAGCUAUCUCUCUGGCCCCUGCGCUGAUUCAUUUUAAAGAGCAUUCUUGAAAACUUUCUUCCCAGGUGAUGAUUAUGAGUAACGGCUGUUUCUGUAGUCACUAUGAAAUUGCUGCUGCUGAUAGAUCAUGACGGGGGGGAAAUGAUUGGAGAUCAAAUGUGUAAUCAUUCAAAUAUAAAAUCCAGUUUUGCUCAUGGAUUUUAGCUAUUUUUUCACGAGUAAAUUAUACUACAUUUAUUUAUAAAUGAGUUUAUGCAUUUUCAUGCCUCUUAAUAAAUGUUUUGUUUUCCCUUGU
Messenger RNA from Octodon degus (degu), 2513 nucleotides. RefSeq names its product A-kinase anchoring protein 7 (gene Akap7). Lineage: Eukaryota; Metazoa; Chordata; Mammalia; Rodentia; Octodontidae. Bases 462 to 1481 code for a protein of 339 amino acids. The transcript has 8 exons. The record is from RefSeq and is a predicted model, not a curated record. Gene Ontology annotation, molecular function: protein kinase A regulatory subunit binding. Gene Ontology annotation, cellular component: cytosol.